CAGAGUAACAACCAGGGAAACAUGGCGGAGAAGAAACGAGGUGCAGAGGCCACAGUGUCAGAGGUCCACAAGAAGAUCACAGCAGCUUUUGAAGUGUUUGACUAUGAGUCUAACAACACAGUGGAUGCUCGGGAGAUUGGCAGCAUCAUCUAUUCCCUAGGCUGCUUUCCCACUCAGGCAGACCUACAUGAUUUCACAGCUGAGGUGGAAGAGGGCCACACAGGAUAUAUCAGUUUGGACAAGUUCCUCCCAGUCAUGACCAAAGUGCUGCUGGAGAACAAGUACCCUCCCAUCCCUGAGGAUCUUCUGCUUCAGGCGUUUGAGGUUCUGGAUAAAGAAAAGAAAGGAUACCUGGAGCCUGAGGAGCUGACAAAGUACAUGACACGGGAAGGCGAUGUUUUCACUCAGGAGGAGAUGGAUGAGAUGUUGACAGCACUUGCUGACCACGAGAAAAACCUUAUUUAUUACAAAGACUUAAUUAACCUGCUGACCAUUGACCCUGAUAUGUAGACAGUGCCACAGUGUGUGUGUGUGUGUCAGCAUAGCUUUUUAUUAAUAUUACAAACACACAAGUCUGUGUAUGUUUGGUGUUUGUGUUCAUGUAUGCAUGUUUUUAUGGUGGGCUAGUAGUUCUGAUUAUACAUGCACAGAGCUCAACCUGACUGUGUUUCCAGAGUUGUCUUUCAUUUCAGUUGAAAUACUUUCUGGUCAAAUUGUUUUGGCAGAUUUGUGAAAAUGUAUCAACGAGGGAGCACCAUUAUGUAGAAGUUCAUUAUCUUGGUAUAAUCUACAGUAAUUUUAUGCUCCCAUGCAUACAUACAUAUUAUACCCAACCUCUCUUUCCUACUUCUGAGAUGUUUUCAAGAAUCACAUUAAAUUGGGAACUACAUGAACAAUA
Molecule: messenger RNA, 898 nt
Organism: Morone saxatilis (striped sea-bass)
Lineage: Eukaryota; Metazoa; Chordata; Actinopteri; Moronidae
Gene: drc8
Product: EF-hand calcium binding domain 2
Exons: 7
Coding region: 22-510 (162 amino acids)
Molecular function (GO): calcium ion binding
Source: RefSeq, a predicted model, not a curated record